This is a messenger RNA of Cornus florida, 1719 nucleotides long. Its product is annotated as protein DETOXIFICATION 40-like. Gene Ontology annotation, cellular component: membrane. The record is from RefSeq and is a predicted model, not a curated record. The coding region runs from base 15 to 1532 and encodes 505 amino acids. Gene Ontology annotation, biological process: xenobiotic detoxification by transmembrane export across the plasma membrane. Gene Ontology annotation, molecular function: antiporter activity; xenobiotic transmembrane transporter activity. NCBI's taxonomy places the organism in Eukaryota, Viridiplantae, Streptophyta, Magnoliopsida, Cornales, Cornaceae. The transcript has 7 exons.
GUGUAGAACAAAGUAUGGAGUCCACAAACGAUGGUGACGAGCUCAAUCAACCCAUGUUACAGUCCCAAAAAUCGGCAGCUGAGCCGCCAAGCUCCGCCCUUGAAGAAGUCCUAUCAGACACAAGCUUGUCCAACUUCCGGCGGCUUCAACUGGCCACCACCAUCGAACUGGUUACCCUCUUCCGCCUUGCAAUUCCGUCAAUCGUUGUUUCCUUGCUCGGAAAUGUUAUCUCACUGUCCACACAGAUUUUCUGUGGCCAUAUCGGCAAUCUUGAACUCGCCGCCUCCUCUCUUGGCAACACCGGCAUCCAAGUCUUCUCCUAUGGUGUCAUGCUAGGAAUGGGAAGUGCAGUGGAGACUCUGUGUGGCCAAGCCUACGGAGCUCGGAAAAAUCAAAUGCUAGGAAUAUAUCUACAAAGAUCAGUGAUCGUCCUUAUGGCAGCUGGGGUCCCACUUACACUCGUCUACGUAUUCUCAAAGCCCCUCUUACUAUUACUCGGUGAAUCAACGGCGAUCUCGUCCGCAGCAGCAUUGUUCGUGUACGGUCUCAUCCCGCAGAUAUUCGCAUACGCCGCUUGUUUUCCUGCGCAGAAAUUCUUGCAAGCGCAGAGCAUUGUGGCCCCCAGUGCAUACAUAUCGACGGUCACGCUUUUCGUGCACCUUUUAUUAACGUGGCUCGCGGUGUACCGAUUGGGGUGGGGAUUGCUGGGUGCUUCGCUGGUGUUGAGCCUGUCAUGGUGGAUCGUGGUGGUGGCACAAUUUGUGUACAUCUUGGUGAGUGAUCGAUGUAAGGACACGUGGACUGGGUUUAGUGUGCUGGCGUUUUCUGGACUCUGGGAUUUCUUGAAAUUAUCCACUGCAUCGGCAGUGAUGCUGUGCCUGGAGACAUGGUACUUCGAGGUACUUGUGUUGAUUGCUGGAUUGCUUGACAAUGCUGAGGUGGUAUUGGACUCACUCUCCAUUUGUAUGACUAUACUUUUUUGGGCAUAUAUGGUUUCUGUGGGGUUUAAUGCAGCUGCAAGUGUGAGAGUGAGCAAUGAGCUUGGUGCCGGACAUUCCAAAUCGGCUGCAUUUGCCGUUGUGGUGGUGAAUGUUAGCUCCUUCAUCAUUUCAGUGAUCAUGGCCGUUGUUGUGCUCAUAUUCCGCGACGUCCUGAGUUAUGCCUUCACCGAUGGUCAAACUGUAGCUGAUGCAGUCUCAGAAUUAGCUCCCUUGUUGGCAAUCUCCAUCGUGCUUAAUGGUGUUCAACCUGUUCUAUCCGGGGUUGCUGUUGGGUGUGGAUGGCAAGCAUUUGUUGCUUAUAUAAACGUUGGAUGUUACUACAUUAUUGGAAUCCCAUUGGGUUCACUUCUCAGCUUUAAAUUCGACCUUGGGACUAAGGGGAUAUGGUCGGGGAUGAUGGGAGGCACUGCCAUACAGACAAUCAUCUUACUUUGGAUUACUUUUCGGACCGAUUGGGAAAAAGAGGUGGAGAAGGCAAGGAAUCGAUUGGAAAAAUGGGAAGACAAGGAGGAACCGUUGCUUAACAGCUGAAUUAGCAGCAUUUAUGGCUACUAGCAUGCAAACUUAUUGUCAUCUGAUUUUCUCUAAGCCAAUGGUUUUUCUGUUAGGUUUUUUUCUUUUAUUUUAUGAAAAAUUAUUUUUCGAUUCAAAAUCAGACAACUCAGAACGGCUGCGGGAGUAAUGGCCCCACAUUCCUCACUCACAUCACCCAUUCAAA